AUGGCCGAUGAAGAUGAACAACAACAAGCUGGUCAGCUGAAGCCUAACUCGGGAUUGGGCUCUCUUCCAACGCUAGUACCAGGACUCCAGGGCCCCGAGGCCAAUGCGUUGCAGUACAAAAUUAAGAAUUCAAUUUGGUAAGAGAUGUAGCAAUGCAUUCAAUGGCCAAUGCACACACACACACACACUAUACACACUUCACUCGCUUCUAAAUUAGUCACGGCGCUGCACAGGUACAAAAUGAUGACAGAUCGGGGUCUCACUCUCAUUUAGGUAUUGGAUUCGUUAGCUAAUCAAUAUGUAGCUAGCUAAUAGCUAACUGCAAUGAUGUGUAUUUAACUAGCUGACGUUAGUAGUAUAAUAUUAAUUGCGUUUAGUUUGUUAGCUAGCUAACUAGCUAAUAUUGGUCAUAUCUCCUUGUUAGGCUGUGGGGCUGCUUGUGAAAUGAUUGCUACUAGUUAGCCUAACCAAUUUUCCAGACAAAUUGAAAUAGCUGGCUGUACACACACACUGUAGCUUGCUAGUUACAACAUGACAACUAGCUAGCUAACAUUGAUAAUGUAAUGUGUGUGUAAUAGCUAGCUAGCAACAUGUAUGCAUGCAUAGCCAAGGGAGGCCCAAUGAUAGUCAUAAGCCUGCAGUAUGAUUAGCGAUGUGUCCAUGACACAAAUGAUCCAUAAUGCCAUUGAAUACAGUGUUUGAGUACAACAUGGACUGUUCCAUAUUCUUGUUGAUGAGACCUGACCUAGAACCUACGGACGUCUUCAUUGAGGAGAUCUGAUAGGUGUACGUGAUAUAGUAAUACAACUACCUUGGCUACAUUUAACAUUUACGUCAUUUAGCAGACACUCUUAUCCAGAGCGACAUACAGGAGCAAUUAGGGUUAAGUGCCUUGUUUAAGUGCACAUCGACAGAUUUUUCACCUAGUCGGCUCGGGGAUUAGAACCAGCGACCUUUCGGUUACUGGCACAACGCUCUUACCCACUAAGCUACCUGCCGCCCGUGCCCGGCUAGGUGGGAUAUCCAACACAUUGCUUACGCCUAUCAUAUCCUAUCAGAUCUACACAAGUGAAUAGGUUGUAGGUAGGGCCUAGGGGUCCUUUUCUAUAUUCUAUUGCUAUGAUGUAUACAAAACAUGCUGUUGUGUGGGAUUGAGGGCUUGGACUGACCUGAGAAUAGGUUUGUAAGGAAAGGAACGGGGAGGAAAAGUGGGAAAAGAAAGAACGAGAAGAGAGAGCGAGAGAGAGAGAGCGAAAAGAGAAAGAGAGGAGGUAGAGAACGGAGCGAGAGCUAGAGUCCAGAAGAGAGAGCAGUAGCAGGGCAGAAGAGCGCAGAGGAGAGAGAGAGCAGAGCGAGACGAGAGCGAGAGAGAGAGGAAGGAGACGAGAGGAGAGAGCAGAAGAUCUCUAGAGAGGAAGGAGAGUAGAGAAGAGAGGAGAGAUAUCGAGAGGAGAGAGAUAGAGGAGAGUCUCUUCUCUCUCUCUCUCUCUCUCUCGCUCUCUCGCUCUACCUCUCUCUCUCUCUCGUCCGCCUUCUCUUCUCUCUCUUCUUCUCUCUCUCUCUCUCUCUUCUCUCUAUCUCUCUCUUCUCGCUCGCCUUCUCUCCUCUCUCUCUCCUCUCUCUCCUCUCUCUCUUCUCUCUCUCUCUCUCGCCUUCAUCUGUCUCUCUCUCUCUCUCGCUCUCUCCCUCUCUCUCUCUCUCUCUCUCUCUCUCCCUCUCUCUCUCUAUAUAUUUUUCUCUCUCUCAUUGUAGCAAAUCUGUACAAUCAAAAGUGGACAACAUAUUGGUGAGUAGUUGUUGUUGUCGUAGAUAGAUAUGGGCUUCAUGUCUUAGACGCAGAGUGUUUAACCUACUAUAAGGUGCUCAUCAACCGGAAUGCACCAAUUUAGUGAUCAUUUCGAUUUCCUUGUGGGUUUUUGAAAAAUAUGGCAUAGAAAUACCAGUAAUUGCUAGUACAACUGUCUUUCAGUAACACUUUAUUUAAAUGAUGCAGGUAUAAUGCUGGUUAUAAGCAUGUAGUUAUGAACCUUCAUAAUGUCAUAAGGCUGAUAAGCUAUCCAGGGUUGGGGUCAAUUCCAUUUCAAUUCCAAUUCAGGAAGUACACUGAAAUUCCAAUUAACUUCAAUGCUUUUCAAUGAGGACAUUUUGGUAUUGGAAUUUUGUUUACUUUCUGGAUUCACUGGAAUUGAAAUGGAAUUGACCCCAACCCUGAAGGUAUCACUGGCUCUAUUAUGAUAUAGCUAGAGAACCUUCUCUGUGUCAACAUUGAGAGCAUGACAGAGUGUCUGUCUGUCUGUCUGUUCAUCCUGUCGUCUGGGCCCUUGUCUCAGAGUAUGAGUGGCGUGCUAGGAUCUGUUAUUGUCUCUGUCUGGUGUGGUGUUGGCUUGAUAAUGUUACGCCGUGUCUCUGUCUGGUGUGGUGUUGGCUUGAUAAUGUUACGCCGUGUCUCUGUCUGGUCUGGUGUUGGCUUGAUAAUGUUACGCCGUGUCUCUGUCUGGUCUGGUGUUGGCUUGAUAAUGUUAUGCCAUGUCUCUGUCUGGUCUGGUGUUGGCUUGAUAAUGUUACGUCGUGUCUCUGUCUGGUCUGGUGUUGGCUUGAUAAUGUUACGCAGUGUCUCUGUCUGGUCUGGUGUUGGCUUGAUAAUGUUACGCCGUGUCUCUGUCUGGUCUGGUGUUGGCUCGAUAAUGUUACGCCGUGUCUCUGUCUGGUCUGGUGUUGGCUUGAUAAUGUUACGCCGUGUCUCUGUCUGGUGUGGUGUUGGCUUGAUAAUGUUACGCCGUGUCUCUGUCUGGUGUGGUGUUGGCUUGAUAAUGUUACACCGUGUCUCUGUCUGGUCUGGUGUUGGCUUGAUAAUGUUACGCUGUGUCUCUGUCUGGUGUGGUGUUGGCUUGAUCAUGUUACGCCGUGUCUCUGUCUGGUCUGGUGUUGGCUUGAUAAUGUUACGUCGUGUCUCUGUCUGGUCUGGUGUUGGCUUGAUAAUGUUACGCCGUGUCUCUGUCUGGUGUGGUGUUGGCUUGAUAAUGUUACGCAGUGUCUCUGUCUGGUCUGGUGUUGGCUUGAUAAUGUUACGCCGUGUCUCUGUCUGGUGUGGUGUUGGCUUGAUAAUGUUAUGCUGUGUCUCUGUCUGGUGUGGUGUUGGCUUGAUAAUGUUACGCUGUGUCUCUGUCUGGUCUGGUGUUGGCUUGAUAAUGUUACGCCGUGUCUCUGUCUGGUGUGGCGUUGGCUUGAUAAUGUUACGCCGUGUCUCUGUCUGGUCUGUCGUUGGCUUGAUAAUGUUACGUCGUGUCUCUGUCUGGUCUGGUGUUGGCUUGAUAAUGUUACGCUGUGUCUCUCUCUGGUCUGGUGUUGGCUUGAUAAUGUUACGCUGUGUCUCUCUCUGGUCUGGUGUUGGCUUGAUAAUGUUACGCCGUGUCUCUGUCUGGUGUGGUGUUGGCUUGAUAAUGUUACGCUGUGUCUCUGUCUGGUCUGGUGUUGGCUUGAUAAUGUUAUGCCAUGUCUAUGUCUGGUCUGGUGUUGGCUUGAUAAUGUUACGCCAUGUCUCUGUCUGGUGUGGUGUUGGCUUGAUAAUGUUACACCAUGUCUCUGUCUGGUCUGGUGUUGGCUUGAUAAUGUUACGCCGUGUCUCUGUCUGGUCUGGUGUUGGCUUGAUAAUGUUACGCCGUGUCUCUGUCUGGUCUGGUGUUGGCUUGAUAAUGUUACGUCGUGUCUCUGUCUGGUCUGGUGUUGGCUUGAUAAUGUUACGUCGUGUCUCUGUCUGGUCUGGUGUUGGCUUGAUAAUGUUACGCCGUGUCUCUGUCUGGUCUGGUGUUGGCUUGAUAAUGUUAUGCCGUGUCUCUGUCUGGUCUGGUGUUGGCUUGAUAAUGUUACGUCGUGUCUCUGUCUGGUCUGGUGUUGGCUUGAUAAUGUUACGCAGUGUCUCUGUCUGGUCUGGUGUUGGCUUGAUAAUGUUACGCCGUGUCUCUGUCUGGUCUGGUGUUGGCUCGAUAAUGUUACGCCGUGUCUCUGUCUGGUCUGGUGUUGGCUUGAUAAUGUUACGCCGUGUCUCUGUCUGGUGUGGUGUUGGCUUGAUAAUGUUACGCCGUGUCUCUGUCUGGUGUGGUGUUGGCUUGAUAAUGUUACGUCGUGUCAUCGUACACAAAGUCUUAACCUGGGUCGUGUUCAUCAGGGCACACCAUAGCAAAAUGGUUUUCAACUAAACGCAAAAAAUAUAUAUAUUCUUAUUUUACAAGUCCAGGUAGUUCCUUCCUAUUUUAGUCAAUUGUCUAUCUUUGUGUGCUUAGUGAACACAAUCCUGGUAAUAAGCCUUACUGACAUGAAGACCCAUUUAAUAUGUAGGCUUAGACCUACUUGUGUCAAUCAUAACAGAAUGAAAGCAGACUAUAGCUAACCUAUAUUGUUAGAAAAGACAGUGGCUUUUUUAUUCUCCGCUGAUUGGCUGACAACUCUCACCUCAUUCAUAAGUAUCGCUUCCCCUAGCAACAAAGAAGCAAAUAGAAAAGGAAGAGGUGAGAUGAAUUAAUUCUUAGAAACCAAUUGAAAAGGAGGUGGGGUGGAGUCUGUUGUGUAGUGGGAAUCAAAGACAUGUUGUCAGUGUGCCAGCAGGAAGCAUCUGUAUAUACAACAUGUGCAGUGUUUUGAUUAUCAUAAUAAACACAUUAACAUUCCAUUUCAGUCUUAUCCAGAGAGACUAACAGGUAACUGCCAAAAUAAUGGUAACACUUGGUUAAAUGAUGGAUACAAAGUAUAUUGAAAGCAGGUGCUUCCACACAGGUGUGGUUCCUGAAUUAAUUAAGCAAUUAACAUCCCAUCAUGCUUAGGGUCAUGUAUAAAAAUGAUGGGCAGGCCAUUAUUUGGGCUACCAUGGCUAUGCCCCCAUAGGAUGACAAUGCCCCCAUCCACACGGCAUGAGUGGUCCCUGAAUGGUUUGAUGAGCAUGAAAAUGAUGUAAACCAUAUUCCAUGGCCGUCUCAGUCACCAGAUCUCAACCCAAUUGAACACUUAUGGGAGAUUCUGCAGCGGCGCCUGAGAGAGCGUUUUGCGCCACCAUCAACAAAACACCACAUGAUGGAAUUUCUCGUGGAAGAAUGGUGUCACAUCUCUCCAAUAGAGUUCCAGACACGUGUAGAAUCUAUGCCGAGGCGCAUUGAAGCUGUCCCAACGCCAGCUGUCCCAACACCAGCUGUCCCAACACCAGCUGUCCCAACACCAGCUGUCCCAACGCCCUGUUACGACACUUUACGUUGUUGUUUCCUUUAUUUUGGCAGUUACCUGUAGCUACAAGCAGUUACAUUCAACUAAAGUAGGUAGUAACUGACAACAGCGAAGCAGGUUGGUUCCCAUGGUCACAGUAGGUAGUAACUGACAACAGCGAAGCAGGUUGGUUCCCAUGGUCACAGUAGGUAGUAACUGACAACAGCGAAGCAGGUUGGUUCCCAUGGUCACAGUAGGUAGUAACUGACAACAGCGAAGCAGGUUGGUUCCCAUGGUCACAGUAGGUAGUAACUGACAACAGCGAAGCAGGUUGGUUCCCAUGGUCACAGUAGGUAGUAACUGACAACAGCGAAGCAGGUUGGUUCCCAUGGUCACAGCGAAAGUAUGUUUGUACUAAACGUUUUGUUUCUACUACCUCUCCUUUUACAGCAAGAUAUUGAGAAGUUUACAGACAUCGAAAAACUCUACCUCUAUCUGAAGUUGCCUUCUGGUCCCAGCAAUGAUAAAAGGUAACGUCUUCUAUUUUUCUCUCAUUUAAUAAUAAUAAUAAUAAUAAUAAUAAUAAUAUAUGCCAUGUAGCAGAUGCUUUUAUCCAAAGCGAUUUACGGUCAUUUAUGCAUAAUUCUUUUUGUAUGGGUGGCCCCUGGAAUCAAACCCGCAAUCCAGGCAUUGCAAGGGCAUAGCUCUACCAACUGAGCCAUAGAGGGCAAUUUAGCUGUAUCUCAUUGCACUUUGUAGCCUAUAUUUUAUAAUAUACAGUGUCUUCAGAAAGUAUUCACACCCCUUGACUUUUUCCACAUUUUGUUGUGUUACAAAGUGGGAUUCAAAUUAAUUUCGUUGUCAUUUUUUUUGUCAACUAUCUACACAAAAUACUCUGUAAAGUCAAAGUGGAAGAAAAAUUCUAACAUUACUAAAAAAAAGAAACAUGAAUAAUAAAACACUAAUAUAUCUUGAGCAGUUAAGUAUUCAACUUCCUGAGUAAAUACAUGUUAGAAUCACCUUUGGUAGUGAUUACAGCUGUGAGUCUUUCUAGGUAAGUCUUUAAGAGCUUUCCACUCCUGGAUGGUGCAACAUUUGCCCAUUAUUCUUUUCAAAAUUCUUCAAGCUCUGUCAAAUUGUUUUUUGAUCAUUGCUAGACAACCAUUUUCAGGUCUUGCCAUAGAUAUAGCAGAUUUAAGUCAAAACUUUAACGCCGCCACUCAGGAACAUUCACUGUCUUCUUGGUAAGCAACUCCAGUGUAGAUUUGGCCUUUUGUUUUAGGUCAUUGUCCUGCUGAAUGGUGAAUUAAUCUCCCAGUGUCUGGUGUAAAGCGGACUGAACCAGGUUUUCCUCUAGGAUUUUGCCUGUGCUUUGCUCCAUUCCGUUUCUUUUUUAUCCUGAAAAACUCCCCAGUCCUUAACCGAUUACAAGCAUACCCAUAACAUGAUGCAGCCACCACUAUGCUUGAAAAUAUGAAAAUAUGGAGAAUGGUACUCAGUAAUGUGUUGUAUUGGAUUUGCCCCAAACAUAACACUUUGUAUUUAGGACAAAAAGUUAAUUGCUUUGUCAAAGUUUUAGCAGUAUUACUUUAGGACCUUGUUGCAAACAGGAUGCAUGUUUUGGAAUAUUUGUAUUCUGUACAGGCUUCCUUCUUUUCACUCUGUCAAUUAGAUUAGUAUUGUGGAGUAACUACAAUGUUGUUGAUCCAUCCUCAGUUCUCUCCUAUCACCAUCAGCCAUUGAACCCUGUAACUGUUUUAAAGUCACCAUUGGCCUCAUGGCGAAAUCCCUGAGCGGUUUCCUUCCUCUCUGACAACUGAGUUAGGAACGGCGCCUGUAUCUUUGUAGUGACUGGGUGUAUUGAUACACCAUCCAAAGUGUAAUUAAUAACUCCACCAUGCUCAAAGGGAUUUUCAAUGUCUGCUUUUCUUUCUUUUUUACCCAUGUACCAAUAGUUGCCCUUCUUUGCGAGGCGUUGGAAAACCUCCCUGGUCUUUGUGGUUGAAUCUGUGUUUGAAAUUCACUGCGCGACUGAGGGACCUUACAGAUAAUUGUAUGUGUGGGGUACAGAGAUGAGGUAGUCAUUCAAAAAUCAUGUUAAACACUAUUAUUGCACACAGAGGGAGUCCAUGCAACGUAUUAUGUGACUUGUUAAGCAAUUCUUUACUCCUGAACCUUUUUAGACUUGCCAUAAGAAAUGGGUUGAAUACUUAUUGACUCAAGACAUUUCAGCUUUUUAUUUUUAAUUAAUUUGUAAAACAUGAUUGAAAAACAUGAUUCCAUGUUGACAUGAUUGUGUGUAGACCAGUGACAAAACAAUCUAAAUGGAAUCCAUUUUGAAUUCAGGCUGUAACAACAAAAUGUGGAAAAAGUCAAGGGGUGUGACUACUUUCUGAAGGCACUGUAUUCUCUCAUUGCACUUUGUAGCCUAUAUUUUAUCAUAUAUUCUCUCAUUGCACUUUGUAGCCUAUAUUUUAUCAUAUAUUCUCUCAUUGCACUUUGUAGCCUAUAUUGCAUUGUAUUAUAUUUCUGUUUGUGGAGCACGAUAUUGUUAUUGUGAUGGCCAUUUUAUUUUUUGGGUUUCCUGAUAGUCCUGUCUUUUUACCCAGCUGCUUUUUGAUCACAAGCAGGUAGAGCUCUGCUACCAGACCCGAGCCCGACGGGCCACCACAUCAUACAUCGUGUUAGGGCCGGGUAGGGCCUUAUUUUUUCAAUUGAUAACUAGAUUACGGGCAGGGCUCGUGUAACACUAAAUUGAUCACUAACAUUUUGAAGCUGAGCCAUUUGCUCGUGCUCUGCUGUGCAGUACGGUCAUAUCUGACUGAGAUCAUAACGUGGUGUCAGAAGCGCUUCAACCUCGUCAAAUAUAACACAGGAGAGAUUAUUUCACAGAAAAUAAUCAUGUUCCUUGAGUUUUGUCUUGAGUUUAGAGUGAUGAAAAGUCGCUAACAGCUAACUGCUCUCAGAGCAGCCUAAGUGGAGCCGUUGCUAUGGAUACUCACAGACUCAGAGCCGCCCAUGAGCAGAGCGCAUGCAGAGCGAGCAGGGAGCGAAUGACAGACAGAUGGGAGCAGCUAAUGGAUUUACUAAAAGAGGAAGUUAUUUCGGGCAGGGCCUUAAUUUUGGCAGAAGUAAUUGGGCCUGGGUAGGGUAGGGCCUGAACGUCGCAGGCAUGCCUGUGCAAGGCUCUACAAGCAGGAUGUUUUCAUUAAACUCAUAUUUCGGUGUAUUUGGAAGAAAAAAAAGUGUCUCUACAAUUCCUUUGCAUCAAUAUUCAACACUGCAGUCUCUGUCUUGUGAUCUUCUGUUUAUGGCUGCUCAUAUCAUUGUUUUUUUUGUACCAUUAUGAAGCAAUACUAGUAUAAUGAUUGAUUUGCUAUUAUAUCCAGCUUUCUGUGUUCUUAAUUUGUUUACGCCAUAUUUAUCUAUUUGUCUGUCCAUUACCUCAACCCUCCAACCCUACAACCCUCCAACCCUCCAACCCUCCAACCCUACAACCCUCCAACCCUCCAACCCUACAACCCUCCAACCCUACAACCCUACAACCCUCCAACCCUCCAACCCUCCAACCCUCCAACCCUCCAACCCUCCAACCCUACAACCCUACAACCCUCCAACCCUACAACCCUACAACCCUCCAACCCUACAACCCUCCAACCCUACAACCCUCCAACCCUACAACCCUCCAACCCUCCAACCCUACAACCCACAACCCUCCAACCCUACAACCCUACAACCCUCCAACCCUACAACCCUCCAACCCUCCAACCCUCCAACCCUACAACCCUCCAACCCUCCAACCCUCCAACCCUCCAACCCUACAACCCUCCAACCCUACAACAUCACUAGGACUGAGAAUCAGAGAGCCUCCACUCCUGGAAUAUGGUACGUAUACCACUACAUCACACAGAUACACACUAUAGUCCGCUGUAGCUCAGUUGGUAGAGCAUGGCGCUUGCAACGCCAGGGUUGUGGGUUCGUUUCCCACGGGGGGGGGGGCAGUAUGGAAAAUGUAUGCACUCACUAAAACUGUAAGUCGCUCUGGAUAAGAGCGUCUGCUAAAUGAGUCAAAUGUAUUCAUUGAAAGAAAACACUACAGGAGGUUGUUUCACCACUAACCUGUUUGUGUUGGUGUAACGUUAACUGGGUCAGUGACCAGAGUGGCAUGUCGUCCAGUCGAACACAGCAGAUGUACGCUUUCAACUGGAUCUGGAAUCACCUAGAGGAGCACCCCGAGACAUCCCUGCCAAAGCAAGAGGUGUACGACGAAUACAAGUGAGUGUGGCCUGUAUAUAGGGUUGGCCUGUAUAUAGGGUUGGCCUGUAUAUAGGGUUGACCUGUAUAUAGGGUUGACCUGUAUAUAGGGUUGGCCUGUAUAUAGGGUUGGCCUGUAUAUAGGGUUGGCCUGUAUAUAGGGUUGGCCUGUAUAUAGGGUUGACCUGUAUAUAGGAUUGACCUGUAUAUAGGGUUGACCUGUAUAUAGGGUUGACCUGUAUAUAGGGUUGGCCUGUAUAUAGGGUUGACCUGUAUAUAGGGUUGGCCUGUAUAUAGGGUUGGCCUGUAUAUAGGGUUGACCUGUAUAUAGGGUUGGCUUGUAUAUAGGGUUGACCUGUAUAUAGGGUUGGCCUGUAUAUAGGGUUGGCCUGUAUAUAGGGUUGACCUGUAUAUAGGGUUGGCCUGUAUAUAGGGUUGGCCUGUAUAUAGGGUUGGCCUGUAUAUAGGGUUGGCCUGUAUAUAGGGUUGGCCUGUAUAUAGGGUUGGCCUGUAUAUAGGGUUGACCUGUAUAUAGGGUUGACCUGUAUAUAGGGUUGGCCUGUAAAUAGGGUUGCAAAAGGUUUUCCAGAAAUCCUGGUUAGAAGAUUCCAGGAAUCAAAAGGGAAUAAGCAAGAAAUCCAACCAGGAUUUCAGGAAAACCAGGGAAUUUUGGGGAAAGUUACUGACGUUUGCAACCCUACCUGGGUUCUCAGUACCGAAUCUCCGUGGAAAGUGCUUCCUAGACUAGGUUUAAACUGUGUCUAGGACAGCGGCCCUCGAGUGUAGUAGCAGGAGUGGUUUGACCCGUUGAAGACAUGGAUUGAUGAAUGUAUACCUUUGUUGCCAAAGUCGUCUAUAGCAAAAUCAUCCAGUUCUAGUUGUAAAAAUUUCACGUUUAUUUGCCAUGUUUACAUUUAUUACAUUUGAUUAUCUUUAUUAACUAGAGAAUCGUCUAACCUUUAGUGUGUUUCUUUCUGUCAACCGUUCCGAUCAAUCACAUUUAUUUUUUAUGAAGCCCUUUUUACACCAGCAGUUACCCAGCCUUUAAACUCCAGAGAGCAAGCAAUGCAGGGGCAGAAGCACAGUGGUUAGGAAUAACUCCCUACGUGCCAACAUGCACAGAUCGUAUUGGGUUCGUACGUGUGAAGGUUGUAUUGUGAUGAUACGUGUCAUGUCUACGAUAUCGUGAAUGUGUUUUUCAGGAGUUACUGUGACAGUCUUGCUUAUCACCCACUGAGUGCUGCAGACUUUGGAAAGAUCAUGAAGAAUGUCUUUCCCAACAUGAAGGCUCGCCGCCUGGGCAUGAGAGGCAAAUCUAAAUACUGUUACAGUGGACUGAGGAAGAAAGCUUUUGUUCACAUGCCUUCUCUGCCCAACCUGGACUUACAAAAAUCAGGCGACGGGGUAAGUUUACAUGAUGGCUUUUUAGCCAGGAAGUGGCCAUAAUCAUUUCAGAGCAAGUACGUGUAGAUUUCAGGGUUGGGGUCAGUUCCAUUUCAAUUCAGUCAAUUCAGGAAGUACACUGAUAAUCAAUUUCCAAAUCUCAUUGAGAAGCAAGUUUAGGAACAUUUGAAUUUGAAUUUCAGUUUAGAUCUGAAUUUAAAUGGAAUUGACCCCAUUCCUAGUAAAUCCACCCUAACUCCAGGCAGGAUAUCAGAUCUGAAUGACCUCUUCCCCUAACUCCACACAGGAUAUCAGAUCUGAAUGACCUCUUCCCCUAACUCCAGACAGGAUAUCAGAUCUGAAUGACCUCUUCCCCUAACUCCAGACAGGAUAUCAGAUCUGAAUGACCUCUUCCCCUAACUCCAGACAGGAUAUCAGAUCUGAAUGACCUCUUCCCCUAACUCCAGACAGGAUAUCAGAUCUGAAUGACCUCUUCCCCCGACUUAACCCUCUUCUCUCUCCAGUGUGAGUUGAUGGAGGCGUCGUCGGGCCAGUCUCCCAGUGCAGAGGAUGAGAUGCGCUCAGCGGCCUGUGGCUUGGUGUGUGAGUGGGCUCAGAAGGUCCUCAGCAGACAGUUUGAUGCCGUGGAGGACCUGGCUCGCUUCCUGCUCAACAGUCACUACAUAGGAACCAAGUCCAUGGCUGCCCUCACCGUCAUGACUGGGGCUCCCACAGGUAGGCAAGGCUAAUGGGGAUGGUGGUAUGAAAGGGACAGGUAGACAAGGCUAAUGGGGAUGGUGGUAUGAAAGGGACAGGUAGGCAAGGCUAAUGGGGAUGGUGGUAUGAAAGGGACAGGAAGGCAAGGCUAAUGGGGAUUGAGGUAUGAAAGGGACAGGUAGACAAGGCUAAUGGGGAUGGUGGUAUGAAAGGGACAGGUAGGCAAGGCUAAUGGGGAUGGUGGUAUGAAAGGGACAGGAAGACAUGGCUAAUGGGGAUGGUGGUAUGAAAGGGACAGGAAGGCAAGGCUAAUGGGGAUGGUGGUAUGAAAGGGACAGGUAGGCAAGGCUAAUGGAGAUGGUGGUAUGAAAGGGACAGGUAGACAAGGCUAAUGGGGAUGGUGGUAUGAAAGGGACAGGUAGGCAAUGCUAAUGGGGAUGGUGGUAUGAAAGGGACAGGAAGACAAGGCUAAUGGGGAUGGUGGUAUGAAAGGGACAGGUAGACAAGGCUAAUGGGGAUGGUGGUAUGAAAGGGACAGGUAGGCAAGGCUAAUGGGGAUAAAUAAUAAAUAAUAUGCCAUUUAGCAGACGCUUUUAUCCAAAGCGACUUACAGUCAUGUGUGCAUACAUUUUUGUGUAUGGGUGGUCCCGGGGAUCGAACCCACUACCUUGGCGUUACAAGCGCCGUGCUCUACCAGCUGAGCUACAGAGGACCACAAGGCUAAUGGGGAUGGUGGUAUGAAAGGGACAGGUAGACAAGGCUAAUGGGUAUGGUGGUAUGAAAGGGACAGGAAGGCAAGGCUAAUGGGGACGGUGGUAUGAAAGGGACAGGUAGGCAAGGCUAAUGGGGACGGUGGUAUGAAAGGGACAGGAAGGCAAGGCUAAUGGGGACGGUGGUAUGAAAGGGACAGGUAGGCAAGGCUAAUGGGGACGGUGGUAUGAAAGGGACAGGAAGGCAAGACUAAUGGGGAUGGUGGUAUGAAAGGGACAGGUAGGCAAGGCUAAUGGGGAUGGUGGUAUGAAAGGGACAGGUAGGCAAGGCUAAUGGGGAUGGUGGUAUGAAAGGGACAGGAAGACAAGGCUAAUGGGGAUGGUGGUAUGAAAGGGACAGGAAGACAUGGCUAAUGGGGAUGGUGGUAUGAAAGGGACAGGAAGGCAAGGCUAAUGGGGAUGGUGGUAUGAAAGGGACAGGUAGGCAAGGCUAAUGGGGAUGGUGGUAUGAAAGGGACAGGAAGGCAAGGCUAAUGGGGAUGGUGGUAUGAAAGGGACAGGUAGGCAAGGCUAAUGGGGAUGGUGGUAGAGACGGUGUUGGGUGGUGUUGAUGACCACAGUCAACAGGGGGUCAACAGUCAACAGUCACUACAUUGGGACCAAGUCCAUGUCAACGCUAAGCGGGCACCCACAGGUAACGGGACUAGGUUUUGGGCUCUUGAUGGGAAAGAACUUGGGAGUCUUGCUCAUGUAUCAAGCUGUAGUUGCCAGAGUCAAGCACUAGUGCUGCAGAUACCAUUUCUCAGGUGUGUUGAGAAAUCUAUUUUCUCAUCUGUAUGUCUCACCAGGUCUGAAGACGCCCACGCCAACCUCUGCGUUCGUGCCCACGUCCGAGGCCUCGUCCUUCCAGCCGCAGGUGAAGACGCUGGCCUCUCCCUCGGUGGACGCCAAGCAGCAGCUCCAGAGGAAGAUCCAGAAGAAGCAGCAGGAUCAGAAGCUCCAGUCCCCCCUGCCUGGAGAGGGACAGGGACAGAACCAGGCCAGGAGGGCCGAGGCCAGCACCCCAGGGCCAGCUAUCCCCUGUGGAAGUCCUGCUCUGCUCUCACCACAACCUACCAUUGGUAUAGUGGUGGCAGCCGUCCCCAGCCCCGUCACGGUAAGAUGGGAUAACAUAUGUAUGCACACAAGCAUGCACAGAUACACACGCACACAGAUCAGACAAGAUUGAUAAUGGUUUUAGACUACAUGCUCAAUAUUGUAAGGAAAGAUAAGGCAAUAAUUUAUUGAAUGUCAAGAAUGGUGCUGCAAUGGAUAGCUGCUGUUUUACGGGCUCCUGAACAAUUCUGCUAUUUGGUGUGUUUGUUGGCGCUGAUCGUAACUUUUUUUGUACAUAAUGUUUACGCCAUCGUUUCCUAUGACCGAAAAUAGCUUCUGGAAAUCAGAACAGCAAUCACUAACCUCGAUUUGGAUGAAGAUUUCAAGGAGUCGGUGGCGCAGGACAUACUGCUCACCCCGGACCAGGCCCUAAUCCCGACACCAGAAGAGGAAAAGGCUGCGUAAGAGGGGCCGAUGUGCGGGCACCAUGACAAAACUAUGUCAGCGAAUAAAUACAGUGGGGGAAAAAAGUAUUUAGUCAGCCACCAAUUGUGCAAGUUCUCCCACUUAAAAAGAUGAGAGAGGCCUGUAAUUUUCAUCAUAGGUACAUGUCAACUAUGACAGACAAAAUUAGAAAAACAAAUCCAGAAAAUCACAUUGUAGGAUUUUUAAUGAAUUUAUUUGCAAAUUAUGGUGGAAAAUAAGUAUUUGGUCAAUAACAUAAGUUUCUCAAUACUUUGUUAUAUACCCUUUGUUGGCAAUGACACAGGUCAAACGUUUUCUGUAAGUCUUCACAAGGUUUUCACACACUGUUGCUGGUAUUUUGGCCCAUUCCUCCAUGCAGAUCUCCUCUAGAGCAGUGAUGUUUUGGGGCUGUCGCUGGGCAACACGGACUUUCAACUCCCUCCAAAGAUUUUCUAUGGGGUUGAGAUCUGGAGACUGGCUAGGCCACUCCAGGACCUUGAAAUGCUUCUUACGAAGCCACUCCUUCGUUUCCCGGGGCGGUGUGUUUGGGAUCAUUAUCAUGCUGAAAGACUCAUCCACGUUUCAUCUUCAAUGCCCUUGCUGAUGGAAGGAGGUUUUCACUCAAAAUCUCACGAUACAUGGCCCCAUUCAUUCUUUCCUUUACACGGAUCAGUCGUCCUGGUCCCUUUGCAGAAAAACAGCCCCAAAGCAUGAUGUUUCCACCCCAUGCUUCACAGUAGGUAUGGUGUUCUUUGGAUGCAACUCAGCAUUCUUUGUCCUCCAAACACGACGAGUUGAGUUUUUACCAAAAAGUUCUAUUUUGGUUUCAUCUGACCAUAUGACAUUCUCCCAAUCCUCUUCUGGAUAAUCCAAAUGCACUCUAGCAAACUUCAGACGGGCCUGGACAUGUACUGGCUUAAGCAGGGGGACACGUCUAGCACUGCAGGAUUUGAGUCCCUGGCGGCGUAGUGUGUUACUGAUGGUAGGCUUUGUUACUUUGGUCCCAGCUCUCUGCAGGUCAUUCACUAGGUCCCCCCGUGUGGUUCUGGGAUUUUUGCUCACCGUUCUUGUGAUCAUUUUGACCCCACGGGGUGAGAUCUUGCGUGGAGCCCCAGAUCGAGGGAGAUUAUCAGUGGUCUUGUAUGUCUUCCAUUUCCUAAUAAUUGCUCCCACAGUUGAUUUCUUCAAACCAAGCUGCUUACCUAUUGCAGAUUCAGUCUUCCCAGCCUGGUGCAGGUCUACAAUUUUGUUUCUGGUGUCCUUUGACAGCUCUUUGGUCUUGGCCAUAGUGAAGUUUGGAGUGUGACUGUUUGAGGUUGUGGACAGGUGUCUUUUAUACUGAUAACAAGUUCAAACAGGUGCCAUUAAUACAGGUAACGAGUGGAGGACAGAGGAGCCUCUUAAAGAAGAAGUUACAGGUCUGUGAGAGCCAGAAAUCUUGCUUGUUUGUAGGUGACCAAAUACUUUUUUUCCACCAUAAUUUGCAAAUAAAUUCAUUAAAAAUCCUACAAUGUGAUUUUCUGGAUUUUUUUUCUUCUCAUUUUGUCUGUCAUAGUGGACGUGUACCUAUGAUGAAAAUUACAGGCCUCUCUCAUCUUUUAAAGUGGGAGAACUUGCACAAUUGGUGGCUGACUAAAUACUUUUUUCCCCCACUGUAAUUCUAGAGUCAUUAUCAUCACAAAAGUAAUAUGGAACAGGAUAUAAAUCUGAGAGAUUAACAUCUCCAAGUACAGGUUUCUCCAGCUUUUGCUUGUCCUUGUAGUCAUGACAAGCCCCUCCUCCUGCCACUACCCUAUAAAGACAUUCUGGGUUUCCGUGAGGGCAGUCAAGAGGUCCUCCUUUGACGUUGCAGGGCUUCCCGUUAGAAUUCGUAUAAUGUCCUGGUUUCCCUGGUAACUGGGAUCACCUCUGUCAAGUUCAUGUCCCAUUCGGUUUUGGUCCUUAUGGUCGUUCUCCUCACAGUCAUUUGUUUCACCGUGGUUUUGAUCAACCAAGGAUUUCAGCAAUGGCAACACACAGCAAAAUACUAUUCCCAUUAUUACCAGUGAAAUGCCUAUUAUCAUUGCCAUUUUUGUGAACAUUGCUCCACAUUUUCCAAAUGUCAAGUCCAGCCAAUCCCGGGUACGUGCCCAGCAUUGUUCUUGACUUUCUGUCUCAAUCCUUUAAGCUUGAUCAUUGCCUCCGAGAAUAUUCCUCCUGGGGCAGUAUUAUUAGGGCUAAAAGUGCAGCCCUCGCUUCCGAAACAUAACACAGACUCCGACUUCUUCUGCUAGGAGCCAAUCCAGAGCCUGUCUAUUCUGCCAGGUCAUCCUACUUGUUGCCUGUACUUGUUCUCCCAGCGUUGACAAUGCUGAGUCAGUAUAAUUGAUGAACCUCUGUUGAUUGUAAUAUACACUGUUUAAAAGUUUGGGGUCACUUAGAAAUGUCCUUGUUUUCAUUUUUUUUGUCCAUUAAAAUAACAUCAAAUUGAUCAGAAAUACAGUGUAGACAACGUCAACAGUGAAGAGGUGACUCCGGGAUGCUGACCUUCUAGGCAGAGUUGCAAAGAAAAAGCCAUAUCUCAGAUUGCCCAUCUUAAUAUUUUCUUUUUAUUGGCAAGUCUGAGAUAUGGCUUUUUCUUUGCAACUCUGUCUAGAAGGUCAGCAUCCCGGAGUUGCCUCUUCACUGUUGACGUUGAGACUGGUGUUUUGCGGGUACUAUUUAAUGAAGCUGCCAGUUGAGGACCUGUGAGGCGUCUGUUUCUCAAACUAGACACUCUAAUGUAUUUGUCCUCUUGCUCAGUUGUGCACCGGGGCCUCCCACUCCUCUUUCUAUUCUGGUUAGAGCCAGUUUGCGCUGUUCUGUGAAGGGAGUAGUACACAGCGUUGUACGAGAUCUUCCGUUUCUUGGCAAUUUCUCACAUGUAAUAGCCUUCAUUUCUCUGAACAAGAAUAGACUGACGAGUUUCAGAAGAAAAUUAUUUGUUUCUGGCCAUUUUGAGCCUGUAUUCGAACCCACAAUUGCUGAUGCUCCAGAUACUCAACUAGUCUCAAGAAGGCCAAUUUUAUUGCUUCUUUAAUCAGCACAACAGUUUUCAGCUGUGCUAACAUAAUUGCAAAAGGGUUUUCUAGUGGUCAAUUAGCCUUUUAAAAUGAUAAACUUGGAUUAGCAAACACAAUGUGCCAUUGGAACACAGGACUGAUGGUUGCUAAUAAUGGGCCUCUGUACGCCCAUGUAGAUAUUCCAUUAAAAAUCAACCGUUUCCAGCUACAAUAGCUAUUUACAACAUUAACACUGUAUUUCUGAUCAAUUUGAUGUUAUUUUAAUGGACAAUUUUUUUUGCUUUUCUUUCGAAAACAAGGACAUUUCUAAGUGACCCCAAACUUUUGAACGGGUAGUGGAUGUCUUUUAUAGCAGGUGCUUUUAUCCAAAAGCGACUUACAUUCUCGCUGUAUAAAUUAUUAACGUAUGGGUGGCCUCGGGAAUCGAAACCCACGACAUUGGCAAGCGCCAUGUCUAACAUGUUCCACUGUGUGUCUCCCAGCAGGUCCAGAGGAGCAGGCAGCUGGUGACCUCCCCCAGCCCGGUGGGGUCCCCCGAGGGGAAGGUCAUGCCAACGGUCAACUUCCAGGUGGUCACCCACACCCAGUCUCUAACCCACAGACAGUCCCCUAAAAUGCCCCAGAACAUCUCAGCCUGCCCCGUGGGAGACCGCCUGGCCAGGCACAGGUAACAAUAAGGAUCACCGUCAUCAUAAUAAUAGAUUUUAUUUCUAUAGAACACUUUUAAAUACACUAUGGGCCGGUUUCCCGGACACAGAUUAAGCCCACCCUACGCUCUUAGUAAAAAGGGUUCCAAAAGGGUUCCUCGGCUCUCACCAUAGGAGAACCCUUUUAGUUCCAGUUAGAACCCUUUUAGUUCCAGUUAAAACCCUUUUAGUUCCAGUUAGAACCCUUUUUGGUUCCCGGUAGAACCCUUUUUGGGUUCCAUUUAGAACCCUCUGUGGAAAGUGUAAGGAUUGGUGUGAGGUGUGACCCAGGUGCGGUGCAGGAUAUACAGUAGGCAGUAGGCAGAGAUGGUGAAACAAGGAUCUUUACUGGUGGUCCCAAAACCAGGGUACAAAAUAACGGACUUAUCACAAUAAAAGAAAGGCUGGAGCAAAUAAGUCUCCAAAAACCGUCUGACAGCCAAAAUACGAAAUACUACCUAAGACUGAAACAAAUAACGAAACAGGGAGAACACUUCUCAAGUACCUGUACAUAGAUCUCCGAUCAGACACUGAGUAGUACUGCUGGACAUAGAGAAACUAGCAGAGAAAACUGAGCAAGGGAACACAGGGAAGUGAGGGCAUAAAUACACAGGUGAACAGGUAGACACAGGUGACACCAAUAGGAUACUGAUUAGUCCAGACUGUGAGUGAGGAGGUGCCUAAGGUUGUCGGAGGAUGACACCUAGUGGAUCGCUACGGAACUGCGACCCCCUCCUGUAACAGGAAAGGGUUCUACAUGGAACCCAAAAGGGUUCUAACUGGAACCAAAAGGGUUCUACUAUGUGGACAGCCGAAGAACUCUUUACGUUUCUAGAUACAGUAGCACAUUUCUUUCUAUGAGUGUACUCCAUUCCUACCACUAAAAAGCUAAUUCAAUGAACAUUCUCCGUUGAGUAUGCUUUUUAAAGUUCGGUUGUCUUGUUUGUGUUAAUAAUCUAUUUCCAUCUCCUGGACCCACAGGUACCCCCAGAUCCUCCCCAAGCCCUCUGCCACAGGGGCCAUCACCCUGCGUUCACCCCCCACCCUGCUCAUCACCAACAGCCCCAUCAAGACCCGCCACGUGAUCCAGCCCCAGCUCAGCUCCCACGUCAACGUGGUCAAGAUGACCGCCAUCUCCCUGGCCCCUAGCAACACUAUCAGCACCAGCAGGAACAGUAUGGUCCUCAGGCCAGCUUCAGCGUCGGCCGGGGUGGGAACCACCACCACCGCCACCUUUUCCACCACCGCCGCCCUAGAGGAGGUACGGCAACAGGGGCAGAGCCAGGGAGGCCCCCCAGCCUCCACCCCCACUCCCACAGUGGCCCCUGAGGCCAUCAUCACUGACAAUAACUCUGAUAAACAGAGCACCAUACAGCAGUCCCCCGGUGGGGCCAAGUGUCUAGAGAGGGCCACUAAGUACCGAGCGUCCAGCGAACCCUCGCUCCUGGUCAAAUGCUCCCCAGGACCUGACAGAGUGACCGCCAGGACCAAAAGCGACCCCUCCUCUACCUCCCCUCCCGCCGCUGCCACCAAUGCAGCGACUAUUAGGGCAGGGACCCAGCAGGGCCGCAAUAACAACAGCAGUACCGCCACCACCACCUGUCACCAAGAAAGUCCUUUUUAUCUGACUGUUGUGCCCUCGGCCAAUCAGAACGCUCCUAAAGACUCCUCCUCCUGUGCGUCAGGUUCUAAGAGCCCCCGGAAGCGAACCGGCCCCGGUCUCGAUUCCUCCCACGUGAUCCCCGUGAAGCGCGUCUUCAUCUCCCAACAACCUUUAGGUGUGACCUUUGACCCCAAACCAGGGGUCACCGCCGCCGUCAAGAGGGUCCCAGCCAGACCAGGCACCCCCGCCCGACCAGAGAGCGCCCCCUGUCGAGUGACGGUGAAACAACACCUAGUGCCCACGCAGAUCCUGGCGCUGUCCGACUCGCCCGUCACCAACGCGGAGAUCUCCUACCUUUCCUCCUCUCAGACUGUCAAUGUGAAGCCCCAGUCCUCCUCGCUGCUGCUAGUGAAACAUGAGGACCCGUCCUCUCUAACUCUCAGCACUGUCAGCAGUCACACCAGCAGCACUGCAGACCCUUGUAGCACCACCACAGUGUCUGAGCAGCAGCAACAACAACAACAACAACAACAACAGCAACAGCAACAACAGGCCUUACUACAGCAACACUCUGAGGCCUCUGUCUCUGUGAUGGCAGUAGGAGCACAGCAACACACCGAGGCCUCUGUCUCUGUGAUGGCAGUAGGAGCACAGCAACACUCUGAGGCCUCUGUCUCUGUGAUGGCAGUAGGAGCACAGCAACACACCGAGGCCUCUGUCUCUGUGAUGGCAGUAGGAGCACAGCAACACACCGAGGCCUCUGUCUCUGUGAUGGCAGUAGGAGCACAGCAACACACUGAGGCCUCUGUCUCUGUGAUGGCAGUAGGAGCACAGCAACACUCUGAGGCCUCUGUCUCUGUGAUGGCAGUAGGAGCACAGCAACACUCUGAGGCCUCUGUCUCUGUGAUGGCAGUAGGAGCACAGCAACACUCUGAGGCCUCUGUCUCUGUGAUGGCAGUAGGAGCACAGCAACACUCUGAGGCCUCUGUCUCUGUGAUGGCAGUAGGAGCACAGCAACACCUCGGGCCCUCUGGUGAGGGCAGUGGAGCACACCACUCUGAGACCUCUGUCUCUGUGAUGGCGGUAGGAGCACAGCAACACUCUGAGACCUCUGUCUCUGUGAUGGCGGUAGGAGCACAGCAACACUCUGAGGCCUCUGUCUCUGUGAUGGCAGUAGGAGCACAGCAACACUCUGAGGCCUCUGUCUCUGUGAUGGCAGUAGGAGCACAGCAACACUCUGAGGCCUCUGUCUCUGUGAUGGCAGUAGGAGCACAGCAACACUCUGAGGCCUCUGUCUCUGUGAUGGCAGUAGGAGCACAGCAACACUCUGAGACCUCUGUCUCUGUGAUGGCAGUAGGAGCACAGCAACACUCCGAGGCCUCUGUCUCUGUGAUGGGGGACAUGAAUAGCACAAUGUGGGAGGAGUCAGCCACAGGGCAUCUGGAGGAGCUGCAGAAACAGGCCUUCACUCAGAAUGUGAGUUCUUAUAAUGACCCACACUAUGUGUCCUUCUUUAGUAUAUGUAUCAGGCUAAUUGGUUUUCAUUUGUGGAGUUUAGAAAAGUUUGUUAAAGUGUCAUUCCACAAUAUUAUAACAAUUGACCGGACACAUUACUUAUUAAAAUGUAAUUUGAUGGUUUUAAUCAUCCUUGUAGGGUGAUGCCAAUAAAACAUUGUCCUCCUCUGAUGGUCAAUACAGUUCUGUUCUAUUUCAUUCUAUUCUAGAUACCAGCAGACCACACCAAGCAGCAGGCCCUGGGUUCUGCAGACCAACACCAACUCCCCAAAAUCAUAUCCCAGACCUCAGACUCCUCUGCCCAGUUAUCUGGCCUUCACCAGGAGAUGGUGGACUUUGCCUCCUCAGCCUCCCAGCACGGCUCCACCAUGGACUACUUCUCCUUUAACGAUGAUGAUAUGACCCAGGACAGCAUAGUAGAGGAACUGGUUCAGAUGGAAGAACAGAUGAAGCUGAAGGGCCUCCAGCCACUGUUCAGUAGCUGUGUGGAUAAUAUCUCUCUCCAGGGCCAGCCUGGUGGCCCCCAGGGGCCCAUCAUCAACAACCACCACCAGGGGGGUAACUCUUCUUUCUACCAGUCUGCCCAUAGCAGCAUUACCCCCGUCCAGACCCCCACCCCGACCCCCACCCCGACUCCAACCCCUACCCCCACGGAGAUGACUCUCGGCGGGCACGGGCUGACCAGAGGGAGCCCCUGCUGCCAUCACAGCAUGGCCCCUAUCACGCCCGUGGAGGGGCCUCUAGGAGGCCGACACACCCCUAUAAGCGCUCUGUCCAACUGUUCUAGUAGCAUACCGCCUAGCCCUGUGGAGUGCAGGAACCCGUUUGCCUUCACCCCCAUCAACUCCAGCAUGGCAGGGGGUUACCACGACGAUGCCUCCGUGGUGUCUGUCUCCUCCAGCCCCGUCAAGCCCAUGCAGAGGCCCAUGGCCACUCACCCAGACAAGGCUAAACUGGAGUGGAUCAACAACCGCUACAACAGUGGUGGAACUGGAGCAACUGGAGGAGUCGGAGCAGGGCCAGGGUCUGGGUUAUCCAUCUCUAACCACAGCCUUGGUGGACUCCUGCCCAGCUACCAGGAUCUAGUGGACGACCACUUCCGUAAGCCGCACGCCUUCGCUGUUCCGGGCCACAGUGGCCAGUCUUUCCAGGCCCAGUCCAGACUGCAGGACGGCGGCCAUUUUGGAUUUCUGACCCCCAUCUCUCCCAUCUCUCCGGUGCAACAGCAGUUGACCAGCGUAUCGACCACGCCCACCAACACGGCAACCAAACAGGACGAGAGCUUCGCUGUCCCUGCCCCUCUGGACAACAAGGGCGGAGCCUCGUCAUCAGGGGGUGGGACGUUCCGUUGCCGCAGCGUCAGCCCCGCCGUGUGUCAGAGGACCUUCAGCGGUACCGGCACAUCCCCCGGCGCCAGCACUACCACUCGAUUGGUUGUCUCGCAGUUCAGCUCCCCCAUGACCCCACAGGAAAUACUCAGCAUCCUGUCCAACAGCCAAUCGGUGGACGGCAACCUCCACAGCAUGGCCCAGCGCAGCCAAUCGGUGCCCUUAAACAUCAUGAUGCAGAGCGUUGUGGAGAUGGAGCUGCUUCCUGUAGAGAUGCAGGUCAUCCAGGGACAGAGUAAUGCCACUAAGAUCACCAACGUCCUCCUGAGUAAGAUGGACUCUGGCGUGGACGACACAGUCAGGGGCCUGGGCAUCAACAACCUUCCUUCCAACUACAACGCCCGCAUGAACCUCACCCAGAUGCUGGAGACCCAGUCUCAGAGUCAGACUGCCCCUGGGGGCUUCACCACCGGAGGAGGAGGAGGAGGAGGAGGAGGAGGAGGAGGAGGAGGAGGAGUCAGGGGGGGGGAUGCCUACCUGUCCCAGCUGCAGACUGUCGGCUCCAGCCCUGCCUCUUUCGAGCUCCAGCAGCACGGGAGCUACCUCACCAGCACUGGAGGAGGCGGGGGGGAGAUGAGCUUCUCCUCUGGAGACAACCAAUCACCAUCAGGGCCUGGUGAGGACGUGGACCUGGAGCUCCAGCAGAUCCAGGACCUCCAGGAGCUUCAGGAGGCCUCAGGACAGCUCCUUCCCCAGCUACUCCAAACACAGGCUAGGCUGCUCCAGAGUCCCCAUCCCCAGCUCCAGAGUCCCCAUCCCCAGCUCCAGAGUCCCCAUCCCCAGAGUCCCCAUCUCCAGAGUCCCCAUCCCCAGCUCCAGAGUCCCCAUCCCCAGCUCCAGAGUCCCCAUCCCCAGCUCCAGAGUCCCCAGCUCCAGAGUCCCCAUCUCCAGAGUCCCCAGAGUCCCCAUCCCCAGAGGCCCCAUCUCCAGAGUCCCCAUCUCCAGAGUCCCCAGCUCCAGAGUCCCCAUCCCCAGCUCCAGAGUCCCCAUCCCCAGAGUCCCCAGCUCCAGAGUCCCCAUCUCCAGAGUCCCCAUCUCCAGAGUCCCCAACUCCAGAGUCCCCAUCCCCAGAGUCCCCAUCUCCAGAGUCCCCAUCCCCAGAGUCCCCAUCUCCAGAGUCCCCAUCUCCAGAGUCCCCAUCUCCAGAGUCCCCAUCUCCAGAGUCCCCAUCUCCAGAGUCCCCAUCCCCAGAGUCCCCAUCUCCAGAGUCCCCAUCUCCAGAGUCCCCAUCCCCAGAGUCCCCAUCUCCAGAGUCCCCAUCUCCAGAGUCCCCAUCUCCAGAGUCCCCAUCUCCAGAGUCCCCAUCUCCAGAGUCCCCAUCUCCAGAGUCCCCAUCCCCAGAGUCCCCAUCUCCAGAGUCCCCAUCUCCAGAGUCCCCAUCUCCAGAGUCCCCAUCCCCAGCUCCAGGCCGGGCUCCAACUCCUUCGGUCCAUCCCACACCCAGCAGCAGCAACAACAGGAGGAAGAAUACGAGGCACAACAACAGCUAGACUUCAACAACACCGUUAAAGACCUGUUAGGUGACGACGGCCUCAACGUCGACGCCGAAGGCCUCAACCCCAGCUCUCAGCUGGUUGGUCAGGUGGCCUCGGAACUCAACGCCGCCGUGGCGUCCGACUUCACCAACGACAUCAGGCUGACCUCUGACCUCUCAAGUAGCAUCACAGACCUGAACACGUUGGACGCCAACCUGCUGUUCGAUCCGUCCAAUCAGCAGCAAGAACAGUACGAAGCCGCCACACUGGAAGAGCUGAAGAACGACCCUCUGUUUCAGCAGAUAUGUAGUGAUACU
Coregonus sp. 'balchen' is the source of this 23839-nucleotide messenger RNA. Lineage: Eukaryota; Metazoa; Chordata; Actinopteri; Salmoniformes; Salmonidae. The record is from the annotation of a GenBank genome assembly.